CUGUUGAAGGAAAGGGGGUUCAUAAUGCUCUGUUUCUGCAAGAAUCCUGCAAAAGAGGAACUGACUUCAUUUUAGAUGCGAAAACUCGCCGAGCUGUGGAAUCAAGCCACGUGAGUGACUGCACAGCCCUUGCCCUUUUCACCUCUCACUUGGGAUUCUAACAUUCCCUUCUGUGACGCGGAGAUCGCAGGCUCCCGGGGAUCCAUCCUGCAGCCUGGUAGUGGAAAGCCGCGCGCGCGCCUGCCGGAAGCCCGGACGCCGGCGCGCAGGAGCCCCGCCCUCCUGGGCGAGGUCCCCGGCGGGAGGCGGGUCCGGGGCGGGGCCUGCAGCCGCGGGAAUCCCAAACCCGCCCCUUUCCCCACCUCUGUUUCUCGCCAUGGCCCCUGCACUGCUCCUCGUCCCUGCUGCCCUCGCCUCUUUCAUCCUGGCCUUUGGCACCGGAGUGGAGUUCGUGCGCUUUACCUCCCUUCGGCCACUUCUUGGAGGGAUCCCGGAGUCUGGUGGUCCGGAUGCUCGCCAGGGCUGGCUGGCUGCCCUGCAGGACCAAAGCAUCUUGGUCCCUCUGGCUUGGGAUCUGGGGCUCCUGCUACUAUUUGUGGGGCAGCACAGCCUCAUGGCAACUGAGACAGUGAAAGCAUGGAUGUCCCGGUACUUUGGGGUCCUUCAGAGGUCACUGUACGUGGCAUGCACUGCCCUGGCCUUGCAGCUGGUGAUGCGGUACUGGGAUCCCGUACCCAGGGGCCCGGUGUUGUGGGAGGCUCAAGCCGAGCCAUGGGCCACCUGGGUGCCCCUCCUCUGCUUUGUGCUCCACGUCAUUUCCUGGCUCCUCAUCUUCAGCAUCCUUCUCGUCUUUGACUACGCAGAGCUCAUGGGCCUCAAACAGGUGUAUUACCACGUGCUGGGGCUGGGUGAGCCCCUGGCCCUGAAGUCUCCCCGAGCUCUGAGACUCUUCUCUCACCUGCGCCACCCCGUGUGUGUGGAGCUGCUGACAGUGCUCUGGGUGGUGCCCACUCUGGGCACUGACCGCCUCCUUCUUGCUCUCCUCCUUACCCUCUACCUGGGCCUGGCUCACGGACUUGACCAGCAAGACCUCCGCUACCUCCGGGCCCAGCUGCAAAGAAAACUCCACCUGCUCUCCCGGCCCCAGGAUGGGGAGGCCGAGUGAGAAGCUAACCCUGGUUCCAAGCCCUACACUUCCUCUCCCUCCAAUUCCAAACCCCUUCUCAUCCAGGCCCUGCCUGCUUCAGACCAGAGACCCAAAUCCAAGGACUGAAGGACUUGUCCCUUCCCCUGCUUAAGCCUCUCCUUCUUGGGUCCAGCUCUAGACCCUAAAUUGAGUUUCAGCUACUGGACUCCAAGGUCCACUUCUCACCAGCCAGGAAGAGGGAGUGGGAAACUUUAUCUUUCUCCUCAUAGUUUAGGGCUUGGCCCUCCGUUUACAACCUCCUUACAAGGAGAAGGGUCUGGCCUGACCAAUCCCCUGGCCCUGUUACUCGCCUCUGCGCCUCAGGGAUUCUCUUCCCACGUCUUGCUCCACCUCCUAGAAGCUGGACCAAGGUCUGCAAGUUUGACAAUAGAGGCUGCCCCCCACCCCCCCACCCCAGGCUCCAGGCCUUGCAGCUGCAGGCCAGCCCCACCGCCUGGCCUCUCCAGCUCCAUAGGCCCUUGCCCUUGGGCUCUAUCCUCGAACUUAGUUGGGCAGAUUCUCCCGCUCUUAAUUCAGGUGACUAAGUGCUCCCUGCUCUCCCGAGGAACUCGCGCUACAAGAAAAUAAAAUCCAGCCUGGUUUUUCUACAUGUA
Phacochoerus africanus (Common warthog) is the source of this 1800-nucleotide messenger RNA. RefSeq names its product nurim (gene NRM). Lineage: Eukaryota; Metazoa; Chordata; Mammalia; Artiodactyla; Suidae. The record is from RefSeq and is a predicted model, not a curated record. The transcript is spliced from 4 exons. Bases 377 to 1165 code for a protein of 262 amino acids. Gene Ontology annotation, cellular component: nuclear membrane.